Darwinula stevensoni is the source of this 2163-nucleotide messenger RNA. NCBI's taxonomy places the organism in Eukaryota, Metazoa, Arthropoda, Ostracoda, Podocopida, Darwinulidae. The record is from the annotation of a GenBank genome assembly.
AUGAAUUAUGGACCUUCGAUCGCACAAGAGGAGCACACGCAACCAGAAAAAAGAGAUAGUGCAGCCGGGCUCGAACAGGUUGCCGGGGCGACCAAAGCAACGGGCGGAGGCCAGUCAGCAUGCAACGCGGUGAAGCCGAUCAAGCAAGGACUCAGUUGUGCUUCGAGGGACCACAGGUUUACAUUUCGCCUCGACAUGGUCCUUCCCGUCGACAAGUUCUUCUCAAAGAAAUCUCCGUCUGCUUGCAAAGAUGCCGCAGAUCGUCGAAGACGUAACGCGCCAGAAACUCAGACAUCUCCUCCAGAGUAUGGAAUCCCUCAAGCAAGAGAUGAAGUAUUUCGAGGGGAAAAUGAUGCAUUUGGAACGAUGUAUGAUGUUCAUCAAACUUCUGGGCUUGACGAAGACGAAGGGACGACAGGCAUUCUGGGCAGAUCCCAAGGGAAGAUGCCGACGAGCAUGGUAGUGGCACCAAAACAUAACCGAGGAUACGUCAAUAACUUCGCCAACAGCUUGGAAUGUCUGGAACGCGAUAUGAAGUAUUUCAGAGGGAAAAUGGAGCUCCUGGAGGAGUCCAUCGCGACCAUUAACAGAACUGCGUGGGCUGACACGGACAGAGCGAAUCGAGGAGAGGCUUGGAUACAUGGGCAUGAUUCUGGGAGAUUCUCUGAAGGAGGGCUGACGGUUUCCCUUGGGAGCAAAUUGGGAUUGACAGGAAGGCCAGGAAUCUGGAAAAUCCUCUGGAUCUGUGUACUAUGUGCCUCCAUCACGAUCACCAUCAUCCAGACGAGAGGAUUGAUUCUGAACUUCAUGAGGAACCCAAGCGCACAGGAUAUUCGGAUCGUGCGACCGAAUGGUGUGGAUUUUCCUGCAGUCACUGUUUGUCCUGGGUCGACGUGGAACAAAACAGCACUAAGGCUCUAUAACUUAACGAAGAACGAUGUUUACGUCUACGGCAAGGGAUUCGUACUGAAUAGAUUAAACAUGAGCCUCGACGAAGCUCUGUAUUUCUUCUCCAUGAAUGACUUGAGCUUCGUGACUUCGUGCAUUGCCGUCUUGGAUUGCCAGGGAAAUGCAACUCUCACCUUGGUCAACGCGGGAAAAUGGAAAGAAUUGAGAUUUGCUAAAGUGGGUGAGGAUUCACUCGUCAAAGUCUGCUACACUUUCCGUGCAAACACGACGAUGGAGUUGGGGACUUCCUCCGCCGUCAUGGAAUUCAACUUCACGUUCCAAGACUUCGAGCGCGUCACUUACUUCGAGGUCCACAUCCACCCUCAGGACGAACCUUUCACAGACGGCCUGAGGGGGGUGCCGACGUCGAGGCAGACGCUGUUGCUCGGGCCGGGAAGCAGAUAUACGUUGAGUGUUUCUCCCAAGUCUUACCUAUACUUGCCUCGAGGGCAAGAGUGCAAUGCAGACAAGGACUACAACUUCGUCAAGGUCAUUUCGUGUGUGGCGGGAGCCGUGAAAGAGGAGUUCCUGAAGGGGGGACCGUGCGUCCUGCCUGCAAUGUUGCCCGAAGAUGAGACAAGCCAUAAGUCCCUUUGCAACAACUCGGAGGACUUGGAUCAAUUUUUAGACUUCUAUCACGAUGUGGAAGAACUUUUCAUCCCAGACUGCCUGAGGAAGUGCAACAGGACGACGUAUAACAUGUUGCUAAUCCCCGAAACACCACUCGAUAUGCCCAUGAAGCUGAUGCCCACCGUUCACCUGGAGCUGAACACCCCGAUAUCUGAUAUGGAGAUAGUGGAGGAGCUGGAGACAACCUCCGUGUAUCAGUUUCUGUCGGACAUGGGAGGCAUGAUCGGGCUGUACUUCGGAUUCUCCUUCCUCACCAUUUAUGAAUGCCUGGAAUUUCUCUUCGUUUAUGCUACCUCUCGAAUCGCCAGAGCUCACGUCCGACCAUGACCUCGUUGGGAUCGGCAAAAAAGGCUCUUUGGCUUUUGCACCACAUUUAGCUCGUGGCGAUUGGAAAACUGGGGAAGUUAUUUUUCGGGCCGCAGUAGUGACAGCAUUGACGCAGAGGUCAGGUGAUGACAAUUUUUGACAGUUGCUGGAAUGUUGAAAACUGGCUGUGACUGGACUUCUGUCUUACAUGUUCAAGUGACUCGGCACAUGAAAUAUCUGAACAUGGAAAAAGGAAAUUGUCGAUGGACUUUCGACAGC